Andrographis paniculata is the source of this 2750-nucleotide messenger RNA. RefSeq names its product cullin-1-like. The transcript has 20 exons. Lineage: Eukaryota; Viridiplantae; Streptophyta; Magnoliopsida; Lamiales; Acanthaceae. Gene Ontology annotation, biological process: protein ubiquitination; ubiquitin-dependent protein catabolic process. Gene Ontology annotation, molecular function: ubiquitin protein ligase binding. The record is from RefSeq and is a predicted model, not a curated record. The coding region runs from base 197 to 2431 and encodes 744 amino acids. Gene Ontology annotation, cellular component: cullin-RING ubiquitin ligase complex.
CGAGAAAUAGGGCAAUAAGCUGAUAUUUCUUCAUUUUUAUUUUGGGAAAAGUAAAAAGGGGAAGUGAAAAAUAAGAAGACGAUAGAGAGGGAUUCUCACAAGACAUUGAACCAGGCUUCUCUCUCCUCUCCGUGUUAUUUUUGAACUGAGUUAAACUGUUGUGGCUCUGUGAUCUUGGGCUUGGCUGGUGGAGAAGAUGAAUAUGAACCACCGGAACGCUAUUGACUUAGAUCAAGGAUGGGAUUUCAUGCAAAAAGGAAUCACAAAAUUGAAAAACAUUCUAGAAGGAUUACCUGAGCCACAAUUCAAUUCAGAGGACUACAUGAUGCUCUAUACGACCAUAUAUAACAUGUGUACCCAAAAGCCUCCUUAUGAUUAUUCCCAGCAAUUAUAUGACAAGUACCGGGAAUCUUUUGAAGAGUACAUUACAACAACGGUGCUUCCUUCUCUGAGAGAGAAGCAUGAUGAGUUCCUGUUGAGAGAGCUUGUGAAAAGGUGGAUGAAUCAUAAAAUCAUGGUUCGAUGGCUUUCAAGAUUCUUUAAUUACCUUGAUCGGUACUUCAUAGCUAGAAGAUCACUUCCUGCACUCAGAGAAGUUGGGCUGACAUGCUUCCGAGAACUGGUGUACAAGGAGUUAGCUGGCCGAGUAAGGGAUGCUGUUAUUUCUCUGAUUGAUCAAGAGCGUGAAGGGGAGCAGAUAGAUCGAGCUUUAUUAAAGAAUGUGUUGGAUAUUUUUGUUGAAAUUGGAAUGGGUCAGAUGGAUUAUUACGAGAACGACUUUGAAACCUAUUUGUUGAAGGACACAGCUGCAUACUAUUCUCGGAAGGCUUCCAAUUGGAUCCUAGAUGAUUCAUGUCCUGACUACAUGUUGAAAGCUGAGGAGUGCUUGAAACGAGAAAAGGAUAGGGUUGCUCAUUAUCUACAUUCAAGUAGCGAAACAAAGUUGCUUGAGAGAGUGCAAAACGAGCUAUUAUCUGUAUAUGCUGGCCAACUGCUUGAGAAGGAGCACUCAGGUUGCCAUGCUUUACUCAGGGAUGAAAAGGUGGAAGAUUUGUCUAGGAUGUUCAGACUCUUUUCAAAAAUUCCUCGAGGCCUGGAGCCUGUGGCUAAUAUAUUUAAGCAGCAUGUUACGGCUGAAGGUACUGCGCUGGUUAAACAAGCUGAAGAUGCUGCAAGUAACAAGAAGGCAGAAAAGAGAGAUGUCGUCGGAUUACAGGAACAGAUAUUUGUCAGGAAAGUAAUUGAACUCCAUGACAAAUUCAUGGCAUAUGUAAACAAUUGUUUCCAGAAUCAUACACUGUUUCACAAGGCUCUUAAAGAGGCUUUCGAAGUCUUCUGUAACAAGGGUGUCGCUGGAAGUUCUAGUGCAGAACUUCUUGCUACAUUCUGUGAUAACCUUCUUAAAAAGGGUGGAAGUGAAAAGUUGAGCGAUGAUGCAAUAGAGGACACACUGGAAAAGGUGGUAAAGUUGCUUGCUUAUAUUGGCGAUAAGGAUUUAUUUGCUGAAUUCUACAGAAAAAAACUUGCUCGGCGAUUGUUAUUUGACAAAAGUGCUAAUGAUGAGCACGAGAGAAGCAUUCUAACAAAGUUGAAGCAGCAAUGCGGCGGUCAAUUUACUUCAAAAAUGGAGGGCAUGGUCACAGAUCUCACAUUAGCCAGGGAAAAUCAAGCCAACUUUGAGGAAUAUCUCAGCCACUCUUCGACGGAAAACCCUGGGAUUGACUUGACAGUUACCGUACUCACUACUGGUUUCUGGCCUAGUUACAAGUCCUUUGACCUUAACCUUCCAGCCGAGAUGGUCAAGUGCGUCGAAGUUUUCAGAGAUUUCUACCAGACAAAAACAAAGCACAGGAAACUCACUUGGAUUUAUUCAUUGGGUACUUGCAACAUUAAUGGAAAAUUCGAAGCAAAGACCAUAGAACUUAUUGUGACUACCUAUCAGGCUGCUGCCCUAUUGCUGUUCAAUAACUCCGACAAAUAUAGUUAUCAAGAAAUCAUGACGCAAUUGAAUCUAUCCGAUGAUGAUGUCUCCAGGUUGCUUCAUUCCCUUUCAUGUGCCAAAUAUAAGAUUCUGAACAAGGAGCCGAGCACCAAGUCAGUUUCCCCAAAUGAUGUUUUUGAAUUUAAUUCAAAAUUCACUGACAAAAUGAGGAGAAUCAAGAUACCUCUCCCUCCUGUGGAUGAGAAGAAGAAGGUCAUUGAAGAUGUUGACAAGGAUAGACGCUAUGCGAUUGAUGCCUCAAUUGUGCGUAUCAUGAAGAGCAGGAAGACCUUGCUCUAUCAACAUUUGGUCAUGGAGUGCGCUGAUCAACUUGGAAAAAUGUUUAAGCCUGACAUCAAGGCAAUAAAGAAGAGAAUCGAAGAUUUGAUCACUCGUGACUAUCUGGAAAGAGACUCGAGCAAUGCUAACUUAUUCAGAUACUUGGCUUGAAUCAAACCCAACCGGAGACCACCUCUGCUGCCAAACUGCGCCACAAAAGCUGCAGCAUCUAAACCACCCGCUGUAAAUGCUGCCUGCACAAAAGGUCUCCCCUCGAACUUUUUUGAUGAUUCUACUAGGUAGAUGAAGCUGCUCGUCUAGUCUUGUAUAUUUUUUCCUGAAACUAGGUAUGGACAAAGCCAUUUGGUCCUCCGUCAUGGUCGAACCACCCGCCCACCCACCCACCCACCCCUGGUAUGUUUGUUUGCUUUCCUGAACCUACCUUCUUAUUUUGAAGAGUUACUUUGAUUAAAUCUAUUUGCUUUCUCUA